Messenger RNA from Moneuplotes crassus, 898 nucleotides. The record is from the annotation of a GenBank genome assembly. NCBI's taxonomy places the organism in Eukaryota, Ciliophora, Spirotrichea, Euplotida, Euplotidae.
AUGAAUCCCUUAUCAAACUUCCUUUGCAAAGACCUUGCCCUCAAUCACUCAUCACCCUCUCUUCCAAUCCUAGGCGGAUAUUAUAUGGGAAAAGAUGAAGAACUUAAAGAAGCCGAACAAGACUGGAGUUCUUUUGGGAUAAUAAACUCUUCCCUUCUGUUACAAAAAUGGACUCAAGAAGGAUUAAUUUCUAUUGAUGAAGACAAGUCAAAACUAACUAGUGUUAAUAAUGAAGAUUAUUUAAAAGAGGCUGGUAAUGAAAACCAAUCUAAUUCACAAAUUAAAUCAAAGGUUUAUAAGAAGGAUCAUUCUAUCACUGAGCUUGCCAAUGAAAUCUUAAAAGGAGAUCAACAGUGUGUUUUUAAUUUUAAUAAAAACACUCAAGUAUCUCACAAGUUAGAAACUCACAAAAAGAGGGAAAGAGCUGAUGCUAAAAUCAAGAAAGCUCUACGAUUUACUAAAAACUAUAUCAAGAAGUUGUUCAAAUCAAUGAAUCCGAUGAUCGCACAUAAAAGAUAUGUCAAUUGUAGUGCCAUGAAGAUAUUUGGAAGAAUGAAACUCACUUUGUCCAGCAUACUCAGUGAAGAUCUUCUUGCAGAUGACUUGGUCUAUUACACAAUUGGAAUCCUGGGACUUAAAAAGUCAAGCCACCUCAAUUGCAAGCAAAAGAUUAAAAGAGAAAUAUCUGACUUUCUCGGAACAAAUAGAACAUUCACUUACAAGAAGCUGAAGAAGACAUUGCAAUCAAGCAGUUUUAGAGUCUUAUGUAGAUACAUGAUUUCACAGGCUGAUGAGACUAUAGUUGAGUCUCUAGAGCAAGUCUUAGAUUUAGAGUAAAGACUUCUUCCAGAAGGUCUCAUUUAAACACUCCUUUUUGAGCAGCUGACGGUGUUGAAUA